AGCCAUCCCCGCCCCGCCCCCCCGGGCCGUACCACCUGCGUGCCGCGCGGGGGGGUGGCCGUGCCGGGAUGGCGGCGCCCCGCGCCGUGCUGCUGCUGAGCGGCAAGAGGAAGUCGGGCAAGGACUUCGUGGCCGAGCAGCUCCGCAGCCGGCUGGGCCCCGCCGUGUGCUGCGUGCUGCGCCUCUCCGCGCCGCUCAAGGAGCGCUACGCCGAGGAGCAUGGCCUGGACUUCCAGCGGCUCCUGGACGCCAGCACCUACAAGGAGACGUACCGGCAGGACAUGAUCCGCUGGGGCGAGGAGAAGCGCCGUGCUGACCCAGGCUUCUUCUGCAGGACGGUGGUGGAGGGGGUGGCACAGCCGGUGUGGGUGAGUGGGGCCGGGGAGGAGCACGGGGGGCGCGGGGUGGCCGCUGACGCAGCCUGGGUGCAGGUGGUGAGCGACACGCGGCGCCUCUCGGAUGUGGAGUGGUUCCGGGACGUCUAUGGGGACGCAGUGCAGACCGUGCGGGUCGUGGCCUCCGAGGAGACGAGGAAGAGGAGGAACUGGGUCUUCGUAGCGGGUGAGCGAGCACUGCUUCCCGUCACACCGCAGCCAAACCUGGGGCAUCGCAGUGCCCUGCAGCACGGCUCUCCCCUGUCUCCACUGCCGUGCCUGGAGUGCAGGAUCCAGAAGGGGUGGACGACGCCGAGUCUGAGUGCGGCCUGGACCAGGGAGUGGCCUUCGACUGGGUAAUAACCAACGAUGGGGACGAGCUGUCCCUGGACAGGCAGCUGGAAGCGCUGCUGCAGUCUGUCCGCGCCCAGCUGUAGCUCCCACAUGGGAUUUGGGGGGCACGUGGCUCUUCAGAGCCGCUCACACGGGGCCUCAUCCUUCCCGGGGGCUUUACCCUGCAUGGGGAGCAUCGUGGGGGCCACCUGUGGGUCCCCAGUAGUGGGGCUGGGGAGGAGGAGACCGGGGGGAGGCAGCCAGCCACCCCAGCACCUCCAUCCGCUUCACCCACACCCCACAGGGGCCGUGCCUUCCCCCAGGAGCGAGGGGCUGCUGCUGUUCAGUGACCUUCAGCUGUGGCUUGGGGACUGCGUCCUGCGUCCCAUGUCCCCUGCGAGCCCAGCGGCGCUUCCCAGUUUGCCUCUCCUGUCCAGGCUGGGGGCGAUGUCUGCACUGGAAUAAAGCUCUGACGCUGAGAAACA
Cygnus olor (mute swan) is the source of this 1192-nucleotide messenger RNA. RefSeq names its product phosphomevalonate kinase (gene PMVK). The record is from RefSeq and is a predicted model, not a curated record. Gene Ontology annotation, molecular function: phosphomevalonate kinase activity. The coding region runs from base 69 to 734 and encodes 221 amino acids. Gene Ontology annotation, cellular component: cytoplasm. Gene Ontology annotation, biological process: cholesterol biosynthetic process; isopentenyl diphosphate biosynthetic process, mevalonate pathway. Lineage: Eukaryota; Metazoa; Chordata; Aves; Anseriformes; Anatidae. The transcript has 4 exons.